This is a messenger RNA of Cyclopterus lumpus (lumpfish), 2744 nucleotides long. RefSeq names its product spermatogenesis associated 2-like (gene spata2l). The record is from RefSeq and is a predicted model, not a curated record. The transcript is spliced from 4 exons. Gene Ontology annotation, cellular component: cytoplasm. The coding region runs from base 351 to 2021 and encodes 556 amino acids. Lineage: Eukaryota; Metazoa; Chordata; Actinopteri; Perciformes; Cyclopteridae.
AACGUUUGUGUUUCAAUCUAAAUGUAUACUUUGAUCAAACUUUCACGUAGCUGCGCGGUAACGUUAGCUUAGCCACGAUACGAGUCAUGGUCUCUUGGAUCGAGAUCUCGGCCGUAAUUCUAGUGAAUACAUGUUGCCAUGGGAAUCGACUAAAUGUCCCCCCGGACAGAACCCGAGCCACAGCGGCACCCAGACCAACGGCAGUCGCCUUGUAAUUCGUCGUACGUGUAAAACCACAGGAAACACGUCCGUGUGACAUUUGGCACGACUUCCUGGGUCUUUCCCCUCAAAUGGAACGGCCGGUUUGCGGCGGAAAGUCGACUUUUCGUCGGUUGGUUGGUUGAAUCUGAAUGAAAGAGAUGAGCGCCUCGAGGCAGAGAGCCAGAGAUCUAGUGACGGCCUAUGGCCACAGUUUGGAGCAGCAAAUCGUGGGACGAGGCUCCAACCUGGCUUGCAGAGAUGAGGAGCUGUGGACGGAGGUGGAGGUCCUGCUGAAGGACGGAGAUGCUCUGGAGACGCACUGCCUGGGACUGGAUCCACUGAGGGUGAUGGAGGAGUCUCUCGCGGCGGCAGCAUUGACAACAGCAGCCGGUGCUGGGCGAGUCAGAACCAGAGGAGGGCUGCAAGGCCUGGCUAAAGCGUUCGAGGUCCUGGAGCAAGCGGCCCUGAACCUGUACCUCGGUCCCUGGAGGGACGAGUACAAAGUAGUCAAGAUGUACUCCGGCAUGUUCACCCACUUUAUCAAGCCGGUGCUGUCGAUGCCACAGAUUGAGAAACUGUUUGGCCUGCUGGGAUACCAGCCCAGCUCGUCUCGGCACGAGCAGCUCCGUCUCCAGUCGCCCGGAGUCGGGUCGGCUUCUCUGGAUGACCUCCUCUGCUUGUCGUGUGCCUUCUUCAUGGCCCGCUGCGAGUGUGACCUCCUCCGGGCGGCUCUCGGGAAGCACGCUGGCGAGGCCCAGUGGGAGCUGACUGUGGUGAGGGAGAGGCAGAGAGGAACUGGCUUACAGGUCGCCAUGGACAACACCAAGAAGACCCUGGGUGCCAGCCAGCCACUGAUGGAGCCGUAUGACGCAGAAGCGGAGGUGGAUCUGUACACUGACGAGCACAUCAAUGGGGGACAGAGGGAGGCGGCUCUCCAUGACGAUGAGAGUCCCCACUCUUUGAGCUGGGCGGAUCACAGCAGUGCGUCGCCCCCCGCAGCCAAAGCACACAGGAACGGAGGGACGUCCCUGUCCUCCUCCUCCUCCCCGUCCAUCAGAGAGCACGCCUGCGUCUCUAAACUUGACUGCCAGCUUACCACGACGCCGGCACCACCGGACGCGGGCGCUCGGCCGGGCAGACGCCCCCGCGGAGAAUCGAGGUUCUACACGGCGGACUCUCAGUCGCGCAGCCUGCAGGUAGAAGCCAUGGGGCGUUGCAAGAGCGAGGUCGAAGCCAACCACCUUUGCGAAUGUCACCAGAUUGCUCUCCUUUGCCUGAGACGCUGCGUUGACUGCAACGUCACGCACGACUUGGCCUGUGCCUCGAUUCAGCGCUGCCACGCGGCGAACCACCGCAUAGAGCUCCCCCACAGUCCGACCGAAGAGGCGAGAGAAUUCAGGGCGCUGUCUCCGCAGGGCGGAAGCCUCAGGCUGAGCGAUACGAGCGUGUCGCCAACGCUCUCCACCGGCAGCGCGGGGAUGUCCUCCUUCGCCCUGUGCGACGACCCAAAAUCGAUGAUGCUGAUGCUGCCCCUCCAUCCGAUCGCCUACCACGAGUGCUGCGACCUCGCCCAGCUGGAUCCCCAAGCCCUGUGCGUCAGUUGCGGCGUCUUCCACGCCGGCACCUGCCGAGACAUAGACUUCUGCCAGAGUCACCACGACAUCAAGCCGCUGGGAGUGUGCUCCUGCGGGAGGGAGUGCUCCCGAAAGCCCCUGGUCCUGUGCCGAUACUGCGGGAACGAGUACUGCAGCGAUUGUUGGUACAGGAGCCCCGUCGUGUGUUCCUGCGGCCAAACGUUUGACCAAUCGUCUCCUGUGUGAUUUGGAUUUCGAAAAAAUUAAAUAUAAGCAUCGCGCUUAACGAGGCACAACUAUCAAAAUCACAGUGCCUUAAAAUCUGCGUACUGCAAACGGAAUCUGUUUAUUCUUUUUCUUUUUUUAUCAAGCACAAUGAAUCGAAUACUUUAAUGUUGCCUUGACACAAUACUGAAAUGCAGUAUUGAGUGUGCUCUGAAUGUUCUAUUUCAUUCCUUCUUUCUGAGACUCUCGUCACUCUCGCCAGUCAGUUAUUCAACAAGUGGCCAUAUUUACCAUUAUCAGUGUAUUGUUGGGGACUUGAAGUCGUGGUUACAGUUCGUGCUCCUCGGUCACUUUAAACGUAAUUCAGUGUGAAGCACAAGAACGUGUUUUCAUCUGUACGUGUUGCCUGCACGCACACACACACAGACUGGAGUAAAGAAAGGUCAAUACGCCAAUCGUCUGUGUUUAAAUGUGUUUUAUAAUUCUUUGACGGUGAAGUUACUGUAUAAGAAUGUACAACUCGGAGAAAACCAUUUAAUGUAUUAUUGACACUAAUCCAGCUCUUAACAUUAAGGGGAGACGACCCAGAUGACGAGGGUAAAACAUGUAGAUAUCACCAUGAAACUUCCCCAGUUAAUUAUUUGCAUUUAGACAAUUUGUUUUGUAAGUCUUCUCAAAUUGUAUGUUUGAAUAUGACAACCAUUUUUGCCAUGUUUUUAUAAAUAAAAAGUUGUAUAACUCCGA